Messenger RNA from Lotus japonicus, 1245 nucleotides. Its product is annotated as 1-aminocyclopropane-1-carboxylate oxidase-like. The coding region runs from base 185 to 1114 and encodes 309 amino acids. The transcript has 4 exons. NCBI's taxonomy places the organism in Eukaryota, Viridiplantae, Streptophyta, Magnoliopsida, Fabales, Fabaceae. The record is from RefSeq and is a predicted model, not a curated record.
UUGAGAUCAUGAACAGCUUAAGAUGAGGAAAGUUUAGCGUAACUUAAUUAAUUUUUUCCUUUCUUUGGAGCUCCCCUUGAAGCCCAAAGCCCUAUAAAUUGCACCUCAAACAACCACACUCCUCACAGCAAAUAGUAGUCACUCAGCAUAUUAAAGUGAAGUGAGAUAGAAAAUAAGCAAUAUAAUGGAGAACUUUCCAGUUGUUGACAUGGGGAAGCUUAACACUGAAGAAAAAGCAGGAACCAUGGAGAUCAUAAAAGAUGCCUGUGAGAAUUGGGGUUUCUUUGAGUUGGUGAACCAUGGGAUAUCCCUAGAGUUGAUGGACACAGUGGAGAGAUUGGCCAAAGAGCACUACAAGAAGCGUAUGGAGCAAAGGUUCAAAGAAAUGGUAGCAAGCAAAGGUCUUGAGUCUGCUCAGUCUGAAAUCAAUGACUUGGACUGGGAAAGCACCUUCUUUCUGCGCCAUCUUCCUGUCUCCAACAUCUCAGAGAUUCCUGAUCUUGAUGAUGAUUACAGGAAGGCAAUGAAGGAAUUUGCACUGGAACUGCAGAAACUGGCAGAGUUACUUCUUGACUUGCUGUGUGAGAACCUUGGCCUAGAGAAUGGGUAUCUGAAGAAGGUCUUCUAUGGAUCCAAGGGCCCAAAUUUUGGCUCCAAAGUGAGCAACUACCCUCCUUGUCCCAAGCCAGAGCUCAUCAAGGGCCUCAGAGCCCACACAGAUGCUGGUGGCAUUAUUCUACUCUUCCAAGAUGACAAGGUUAGUGGAUUGCAGCUCCUGAAGGAUGGAAAGUGGAUUGAUGUCCCACCAAUGCGCCAUUCUAUUGUUAUCAACCUUGGAGACCAACUUGAGGUCAUCACCAAUGGCAAAUACAAGAGUGUGAUGCACCGUGUGAUUGCUCAAACAGAUGGUAACAGAAUGUCCAUAGCCUCAUUUUACAACCCAGGCAAUGAUGCAAUGAUCUCUCCAGCACCAGCCUUGGUGAAGGAAAAUGAUGACACAAGCCAACUCUACCCAAAAUUUGUUUUUGAUGAUUACAUGAAGCUCUAUGCUGGCCUCAAGUUCCAGGCCAAAGAGCCAAGAUUUGAAACUAUGAAGGCAAUGGAGUCAAUAUAGCAGUUUUGUUAUGUGUGUUUAUUGUUUACUAAGCUUUUGGUGCCUUUGAUUGGUACAGAUGCUCUCAUAUGCAUGUAUAAAUUUGAUGUGUGAUUCAAAAAAUAUAAUAUUAGUUCUAUUUGAUUGUUGCA